Laetiporus sulphureus 93-53 is the source of this 1400-nucleotide messenger RNA. Its product is annotated as alpha/beta-hydrolase. The transcript is spliced from 3 exons. The coding region runs from base 338 to 1366 and encodes 342 amino acids. NCBI's taxonomy places the organism in Eukaryota, Fungi, Basidiomycota, Agaricomycetes, Polyporales, Laetiporaceae. The record is from RefSeq and is a predicted model, not a curated record. Gene Ontology annotation, molecular function: hydrolase activity.
GUUCCAUAAAUACAUCCCCACGGUGCACGAGUCUGCUGACCACGUCACCUCGAGAUGUGCUUCCUUCGCCCUUUUUUAUAUGUGAGAAGACGGAAUGAUUUGUGACGGAAUUCUUCCCCGAACGCUGAUGUUUCUGAUCAUGAUCGCCUAGCACAUAUGAUGCAUUCCCAGAAGAACUGGAUCCUGUCGAGUGACAAUCAACCAUGCCGUAGGCACAUUGCGACCCAUAUAGUUGCGCUGCGCGGAGGCCGCUAGCGUGCUGUCCACAAGUCGAUUUGCAUGAUAUCUCCUGCCAUCCUCGGGGCCGCGAAGGACAUGGCCGCUCACACAUGUGCUCAUGGUCAACACCCUCCGAACAGCAAUCGGCAUCGUCUUCAAGACAUCAAUCGACUUUUUCUGUGUCAACCCAGAAUCGUACGCCAAGUCGGGCGAGGACGUUGGUCUCGUGUGGCUCGACCCUAUCUCGGAAUUCCUGAUUGUCGGUGAGAUCAAGCAGGCCGCGGCUGUGAACGCCGUCGUUCCAGUCAGACUGGCCGGCUACUGGUAUGGCCAGAGAGGCACGGAUGGGAUGGUCGGUCAGUCGGCGGGGCCGGAUGAAAAGGUCAUUUAUGAGCUGCACGGUGGAGGGUGGGUCUGGGACAGCGCUUGUAUGUGCGAGGAGAUGCUGAGGUACACGAAAGAUCAGGGUUGCACCCGCGCAUUCCAGAUCGAGUACCGACUGUCACAAGGCUCACUGUUCCCUCCGAAGGGGGCGUUCCCGGCUGCGCUAAUUGAUGCGAUAGCGGGAUACAAUUAUCUCGUGAACGACCUCGGCUUCAAGCCGUCCAACAUCCUCAUCACCGGAGAGUCAGCUGGCGGCAAUCUCGCCUUCGCGCUCGUGCGUUACCUCGUGAACGCAUCCAUCCGGUCACCUCCCCCUCCUCGAGCCCAGUUCCUCCUGUCACCUACUGCCGACUGGGGUCGGACCCAUAUAGGGCCCGACUCGACAAUGCAGUGCAACUCAGAUUCAGACAUUGUCACCUGGUUCCUCGGUGGCUAUGGUACCCGAGCGUUGCUCGGCAAUCUUCCCGAGUCAGACGCUUGCGACAACUCAUGGAUCUCGCCAGGCUCCGCAAAGCUGCCUCACGUCGAGGGAUGUUUUUCGGGAAUGCCACCGACGCUCAUUAUGGGAGGUGAUGCCGAGAUGACGUUAGACUCUAUGAAGGCUCUGCGGGACCGUCUCGUGGCGGAUAAUGGAGAGAAAAAAGUGACGUAUGUCGAAGUGGCAGACACGACGCAUAUCGUGAUGUGCAUGAAGUGGCAUGAGCCUCAGAAGACGGUAGCUUAUGAAGAGUUUGCCACCUGGGUGAAGUCUAUCCACCAGUAAAUAUAGUCAUUGUUUCUGCCACGCGCUGCAUUCG